AUGUUCCUCAAUAAGUGUGAGGGGGACCUGGGCGAGCUGCGGAAGCCGGGGGACGGCGAGGGGACCCCUCCAGCUGCUGCUGAGGAGGAGCAGCCCAAGAAGAAGCACCGGCGGAACCGCACCACCUUCACCACGUACCAGCUGCACGAGCUGGAGCGCGCCUUCGAGAAGUCCCACUACCCCGACGUGUACAGCCGCGAGGAGCUGGCCAUGAAGGUCAACCUGCCCGAGGUCCGCGUGCAGGUCUGGUUCCAGAACCGGAGAGCCAAGUGGAGGCGGCAGGAGAAGAUGGAGGCCAGCUCCAUGAAGCUCCACGACACCCCCAUGCUGUCCUUCAACCGGCCGCCCAUGACGGCCAACGUGGGGCCCAUGAGCAACUCCCUCCCGCUCGACCCGUGGCUGACGUCGCCCAUCUCCAGCGCCACCCCGGUGCACAGCAUCCCCGGCUUCAUGGGAGCCCCCCAGGCCCUGCAGCCCCCGUACGGCGGGCACUCCUUCCUCAACACCCCCCCGGGCAUGGCUCAGGGCAUGCAGCCCAUGGCCCCCGCGCCCUACCAGUGCGGCACCCCCUUUGUGGACAAGUACCCGCUGGAGGACGUCGACCAGAGGAGCUCCAGCAUCGCCUCGCUGCGCAUGAAAGCCAAGGAGCACAUUCAGACCAUCGACAAGACCUGGCAGCCCAUUUGAUGGACGCUCCCACCGCCCCCCGCCCCGCCGGGGCGCUCGGCAGGACCAGAGCGGGGAGGUGCCCCCCCCGGACAGCGGCGGGGGGGCACCGGCAGCCGGCCCGGGGCGGCCG
Molecule: messenger RNA, 799 nt
Organism: Coturnix japonica (Japanese quail)
Lineage: Eukaryota; Metazoa; Chordata; Aves; Galliformes; Phasianidae
Gene: RAX2
Product: retina and anterior neural fold homeobox 2
Biological process (GO): positive regulation of transcription by RNA polymerase II
Molecular function (GO): RNA polymerase II cis-regulatory region sequence-specific DNA binding; DNA-binding transcription factor activity, RNA polymerase II-specific
Source: RefSeq, a predicted model, not a curated record